UACACCGGUCUUGCAUAUUUUGUUGCAACUAAGCCCUACGGUGCCCAUGUGUUAAAAUUUGCCUCCCAGAAAGAUGUCAGUACAUGCAGCGGAUUCAGUGCUCUAGCACAUGCCGAGUCAAAAUUCUCGAACAGACUACGGGCCACAGGUGUCGGGCUCUGCCCAUGUGCACAUCAUGAAUUUGUGCAUCCCAAAGGGGUGGGUUAUCUGCAAAAGGGCGAACGCUUCUGCAACAUGGAUUUCAUUUUUUUUUCAACUAUCAUCCCCCUUCUUCUUCUAAAUGUUGUCAUCUCCUACAAUAUUGCUUGCCAAUGGAAAAUCAACCUCCUUGACAGGAUGAACAAACUUCCUGAAAAUAUGUGUAUACCCGUCGCAGUCGCAAUGUCAGUGUUCAUGUUCGGAAUCCCAAAGUUUCAUGCCAGUGCUCAUGACGACGGCUGCUCUAUCCCACAUUCGCUCAACCUCAUGCCAGGAGUAGGGCAAACAGAUGGAGAAGGCAUUGAACGGAAUUGGGCGGAGGUGAACCAGGUUGCAAAUAGCACCAAGGAAAUGGGACCUGGUGCACGACAUGAUACCCUGGAUGAUCAUUUUGGUCAUCAUAAUUGGCGUAAAUUUGUUGGCCUUGGUAAGCCCUUAGUAGCGCCACCUCAUUGGGAAUGUGAUCGUCAACAGGCUGCCUUUCAAGAGUUCAAUCUUGCAGUUGGCGCAUCAUAUCAGAACCAGUUGACUGCGAUGGUCGAGAGCUGGGAGGUGGACAAGACACAGCCAAACCCAUUCACAAACAAAGAAUGUGGUAUAUCUGAAGCUGAUGUAUGUGCCCACUUCGCUGAACAGGAGAAGGCUGCUGCUAUGGAUGGAAGGUUUCACCAUCAUGACAUAAGCCCGAGUGUAUUUAUUACAUUGGGUUUAUCAUUAGAAGACUUGCAAAGACGUCUACGCUUUGAAAUAACUGAUGGGGUGCUGUCCUCACAUCAGCAAACAGAGUUGCACAAGCGCCAGACUUCACUUCUUAAGCAGAUCCAUCGAUUUUGGUCCGUG
Molecule: messenger RNA, 1038 nt
Organism: Suillus fuscotomentosus
Lineage: Eukaryota; Fungi; Basidiomycota; Agaricomycetes; Boletales; Suillaceae
Exons: 6
Source: RefSeq, a predicted model, not a curated record